CAAGAUUGAUGUGAAUUUACAAACCGUUCAAACGUAUGGUUUGUAAAUGGCUUUCAAAAUUCAAAAUUUACAUCUAAUCAAUAAUCCCUGCAAAUUUAAAUAAUAAUUGAAAUAAGAAAAAAAUGUCAGCUUUAAUCGUAGCACAUGAUCUUCACAUAAUGAUGGUGGAACUUUCCGUGGAAAAAGUUAGUCACACCUUCAUGCUUUACGUGCCAAGAACAAGUGUUUUUGACAGCGCUUUGAUGAAAAAGACGAGGGUUAUGUUCCGGAUGUUGGACGACGAGUGGAUGGCAUUGUACCCACAUCGUAGUGAUUAUCGGCCAUAUCGGGGAUCAAAUUAUGAAAGUGAGCCCUUUUAUGGUGGAAAAUCGAUCGUAUUUUCAAUCCCCGAAGCGAGCUUGCAGAAAAGGAUGACAAAUGUCGACCUACAGAUGCACAUAAUCAAAGAAGUUUCCAGAUAUUUCGAGAUGCAUCCUUCGCAGAAUGUAGGUUUCGUGAUCGUUAAGCUUGACAAGUUGUUCAAUGGUAUUAUAAAGGAAUUGAGAGAGCGGAAAGAGCUUGCUCCGUAUCUGAAUUUUCACGAACGAGAACCUAUUUCCAGAUCAAUGAAAGAAACAUUUCCGGUCCUCAACGAUAACUCCGAGGAAACCGGAUCUAAAAUUAACCUUUAUGUACGCAUAAGCUACUUUGGAAAAUCCAUUAUAACGGAAAUAGCGACACCGGAAGCCGUAGCGGAAACCUUCUACGUUCAGGAAGAGACUAAUGAGAUGUAUCCUUAUCAAUGUCGCGAAUUGAAACCCGAAGAAAUUGAAUGUGGUUUUUGGGAAAGUGUUACUGUUAUCCCACCAACGAAACCCCAGAACCUCAAAUGCGAUUGUCAAAAUGAAAAGACUAAGGAAUUGCUUGAAAUGCAAAGAAACGCUGAUAAUAAAAAUGAGGAUGUCCCGACGAAGGAUGCAGGUACUAUAAAGGAAACAAAAGAUGAUGAUAAAGAAAAAGAAGAAGAAAACGGAACGGACAAAGGAAAAAUUAAUGAAAAAGGAAAACGCAGAGGAAAGAUUAAAAGUAAAGUUUCUGAUGAGGAUGACCAAAUUAGGAAUGACAAUACCGAAAUGAGUGAUUUCAGCAACGAUGAAAAAAAAAAGGAAAAGGGAAAUAAAGAAAAGGACGGGGCUGGUAAAGAAAAACUAAAAGAUGAUAACGGAAAGGGAAAGGAAGAUAAAGGAAAGGUGGAUAAACAAAAAGGAAAUGAAAAUGAAAAAAGAAAGGAUGAAGGAAAACGAAAUGAAGAAAAGAAGCAAAUAGAAGAUCGAAGAAAACCAAAAGAUGAAGCAAACGGAAGAAAAGAAACAAGUUUAUUUGACCCAGAAAGAAUCAGAAGAUUAAGAAGACGUCAUGCUGGUCCUUGUACAGUAGGAAUCUCAGGAAAAAAACUUACAUGUCUUCCUGCCCCACUCUCGGAACAUAAAAAAUACUGUCCUAAUCUAAUACUAACACCUUGUAUAGUACCAUCUUGUCAAUUGUCGCCUUGUCCACUCCCAUUUUGUUGUCCUCCCAUAAAUUGUAAUCUUUGUCAAGAAAGCUCUACAUUCGGGUGUUGUUGAAUGUAAUUAAUGUCUGUAAACAAGCUAACACAUGAACACACCUUGAAAAAUAAAAAUAAAUAAACUAAA
Messenger RNA from Belonocnema kinseyi, 1673 nucleotides. RefSeq lists its product as uncharacterized. Bases 123 to 1604 code for a protein of 493 amino acids. The transcript is spliced from 4 exons. The record is from RefSeq and is a predicted model, not a curated record. NCBI's taxonomy places the organism in Eukaryota, Metazoa, Arthropoda, Insecta, Hymenoptera, Cynipidae.